This is a messenger RNA of Symbiodinium necroappetens, 705 nucleotides long. NCBI's taxonomy places the organism in Eukaryota, Dinophyceae, Suessiales, Symbiodiniaceae. The record is from the annotation of a GenBank genome assembly.
AUGGGCCCACUAGUGGCCCUAUGCCAAAGCCUUGCUAUGCUGCACUUGCCGCUGGUCGCCCUCGGCGGGUGUGUGGAGGUGACCAACUUUUCCUUCGUGAACCGCUGUAGCGCAGACGUGAUUCUCAAAGACUGGAAUGUCGUCGUGCCAACAAAUACAUCCCAACAGGUGAUGGAGUUAAGAACUUCGGGCUUGCAGAGGAUCUCCUGGCGUUAUGUUGACGGCCCAUGGGACACAGACUUUAUCGAGUUGAAUGGAGACUGGAAAGGGGUUGGCACCCCUUUCUGCGGCCAUCCAAAUUUUGCUUCAUGGGCAGGCUUCUCGAUGUCCAGCAGGUACGAGGCACUUCUGCCUGGUGAAGAGGGCGGAGAGCGCUUCGCGUGUGCCGAUCCCGGCGCAGAGCUGACAUUUUCAAUCUCUAGUUGCCCGUCAGCGCCCACAUCACGUUAUUAUUGUGAUUUCUUCGCCACCCAAGCCAGCAUUAGAAAUUGCAGCAGUGGUUUUGCCAUCUACAUGCAGGAGCGCUCCUGGGCUUUAAAUCCAGAUGGCAGUCGAUCGCGAACUUACAAUGCAACAAGGAAUAUCAUCAACUACUGGUGUGCUCCAGAAUCAUCAAACUGGCUCGGAUGGGGUGUGGGCUCCUUCAUUGAUUGCACACAGCGAGGGGCGCCGAUUCAUCUCCGUGUUACAACUUGCAUCGACUGA